This is a messenger RNA of Sitodiplosis mosellana (orange wheat blossom midge), 3670 nucleotides long. RefSeq names its product aminopeptidase N-like. Bases 620 to 3439 code for a protein of 939 amino acids. Gene Ontology annotation, cellular component: cytoplasm. Gene Ontology annotation, molecular function: zinc ion binding; metalloaminopeptidase activity; peptide binding. The transcript is spliced from 13 exons. NCBI's taxonomy places the organism in Eukaryota, Metazoa, Arthropoda, Insecta, Diptera, Cecidomyiidae. The record is from RefSeq and is a predicted model, not a curated record. Gene Ontology annotation, biological process: peptide catabolic process; proteolysis.
AUUUCAGUUAGUUUUCAAUUAAAACUGGCAAAUUAUUCGAAUUGGAACAAAUGGACGAGUUCAUUAUGUUUGAUUUGAGGUUUUAGUGAUUCUUGAUUUCGUGGUAAUGCAUCAUUCUCUAUUUUGCGUUGUCAUUGUUUCUGUGCACGCAUCGCGCGCGUUUUAUCUAACGCAAAGCAAACGAACAGCUGAUUGCUCACACUUUCUGCUUGCGAGUCUAUUCGUUUGUUCUUGACACUUGUUUGCAAAUUCUUAUGGUAAAAUGUAACAAUCGUACGCAACAUUUAUCACAUUUACCGCCACAAAAUCAAAUUAACUGUUUCAUAUACAAUUUUAAAGUUUUCCAUUCAAACAAAAACAAAUCUUUGAUAUUGAACUGCAUAUCGUAAUGUGCUGAGAUUAACUUUUUUUCUGUUGUUUUUUGUUGUUCGUGUUGUUGCCGAUACUGGUGGGGAUGUGUGAAAUAAAUAUGAUUACCUGGGUAUUGUAAUCAUCAAAGGCUUCUCGGGAGCCUAACAAAUAACACGUUGUGAACAUCUCAAAGUAUUUUGUUUCUUUUGUUUCGUUUUUUUUCUGCAUUGCCCAACUGCUGCUUGACUGAUUCCAUCACAACGGUAGUAUGAAUAGAUGUGUUAUCUUCGCGAUUCUUUUGGCAUAUCUUGCACAGAACGGCUGUUUCUGUGCAGAUGAUCCAACGGCGCCAAAAGUAUAUAUUUCACCCGAAAAAUAUCGGCUACCACGAAGCGUCUUCCCCGAACUCUACACACUCAACGUUUUUACGCACAUUAAUGAUGAAGAAGGCUUCAAAUUUUACGGUGAUGUUCGAAUCAAGGUCAAUGUGAUUGAAAAUGCGAAGAACAUAACGUUGCACGCAAAAAAUCUCAACAUAUCGGAUGCCGACAUUUCAAUCCAUCGCUUGAAGGGAGCCGAUAUGAGACAAGUAUCCAUCAAUCGAACCGAAUUCCAAGAAGAGUUUGAUUUUUUCAUCAUCCACACGAAUGAGGUACUCGAAAAGGACAAACAAUACAAUGUAUUUAUCCCAUUCAAGAGCGAUUUAAGCAAAGGUCUGCUCGGAUUCUAUCGCAGUAGCUACAUGGAUAAACAAUCAAAUCAAAAACGAUGGAUGGCCGUUACACAAUUCGAAGCUACUUAUGCAAGGCUUGGCUUCCCAUGUUUCGACGAACCAGAUAUGAAGGCAAAGUUUGAUAUUAGCUUGGGACAUCACAAAAAUUACACCGCUUUGAGCAACAUGCCAAUACUCACCUCUGAACCAAUUGCGAAUAAAUCGGAUUGGGUACUCGAUAAAUUCGAUGUCACAGUGCCAAUGUCAACUUACCUCGUAGCGUACACAAUUAACGACUUUGAAUUCAGGGAAUCAUCGGCCGACGGCGACGUUGUUUUCAGAAUAUGGGCAAGACGUGAUGCAAUUUCACAGGUUGAAUAUGCCAAAUUCGUUGGACCAAAAGUGCUGAAAUUCUUCGAAAAAACAUUCAAAGUGAAAUAUCCUCUGCCGAAAAUGGACAUGAUCGCUAUACCAGACUUCUCUGCUGGGGCUAUGGAGAAUUGGGGAUUGAUCACAUACCGAGAAUCAGCGCUGCUAUUCCAGCCAAACAUUUCGUCAUCGAGCAGUCAAAACCAUGUGGCAUCAGUUAUUGCUCACGAGUUGGCGCAUCAAUGGUUUGGAAAUCUCGUAACUAUGCGCUGGUGGGUUGACUUGUGGCUCAAUGAAGGUUUCGCCACCUAUGUAGCCAGUUUGGGUGUGCAACACUUGCAUCCCGAAUGGAAUGCCUUCCAAGAGGAGUCAUUGGAAAAUACUGUUUCGGUAUUUGAAUUUGAUGCCUUGAAAUCUAGUCAUCCGGUGUCUGUGCCAAUUGCAAAUCCAAAUCAAAUCUCAUCCAUUUUUGAUCGGAUUUCAUAUGACAAAGGGUCAACAAUCAUUCGUAUGAUGCACCUUUUCCUGGGCCACGAAGUAUUCUUCAACGGUAUUAGCAACUAUUUGAACACAUACCGUUACAACAAUGCCGAACAAGAUAAUCUGUGGGAAGCUCUCACGGAAGAGGCGCACAAAAAUGAAGUGUUAGAUGAGCAUAUCACUGUGAAAGAAAUCAUGGACACAUGGACCCUUCAAACCGGCUAUCCAAUUGUCAAUAUUACAAGAAACUAUGAGAAUAAUUCGGCAACAGUGACACAGUAUCGAUUUUUGAAGAAUCCAACACAACCGAAAAAGCUUACCGAUAACGACAACCCAUGCUGGUGGGUGCCAUUGAGUUACACAACCGAAGAGGAACUCGACUUCAAUACAACGGAACCAAAGACAUGGCUCGAGUGUGAUACUAACAAUCAACCAAUCCAUAAGGAAUUGAUUGAUUUACCCGAAAAAGAAGACUGGAUCAUUUUCAACAUUCAAAUGGCCGGCUUGUACAAGAUUCGCUACGAUGAACACAAUUGGAAUUUGUUGAUCAAACAAUUGACUGGACCAGAGUUUGAAAAGAUUUCCACAUUGAAUCGAGCUGCUUUGAUCAAUGAUGCAUUGGAUUUGGCAUGGAACGGCGAUCAAGACUACAGCAUUGCACUGAAAUUGAUAAAAUACUUGAAACAAGAGAAAGAAUACUUGCCAUGGAGAGCCGCUCUAUCGACACUGAAUGAUAUCGCCCGCAUGCUUCGCCGAACAUCGCAGUACGGUGCAUUUAAGGAAUAUGUCCAAAAAAUCUUGCGCCCAAUUUAUCUGCGACUCGGUGGAUUGAAUGCCAACCGUAAGCAAAAUGAUCGUCUUGAUUUGGUGAAACAUAAAGUUUUGGUAUCAUCGUGGGCUUGUCGCUUCGAUGUCGAGGACUGUAAAGAGAAAGCCCUGUCAAUGUUCAGCAACUGGAUGAAAGAAGAAGAUCCAGACAAAAAUAACCCUGUUCCAUUGGACUUGCGUUCCGUUGUGUACUGUACAGCAGUUCGACAUGGUGGUGACCGCGAAUGGCAAUUCUUGUGGAAUCGUUACUCAAAGAGCAAUGUUGGUACUGAAAAAACACUGAUUUUGUCAUCAUUGGGUUGCUCACGCGAAAUUUGGCUAUUGCAACGAUACUUGGACUGGACCCUCGACGAAUCAACCGGUGUUCGCAAACAAGAUCGUACCACUGUCUUUAAGAAUGUCGCUCGUAACGAUGCUGGUCUUUUGUUGGCCAAAUCAUUCUUGUUCGACAACGUUGAUGAAAUUUACAAGAACCUUCAACCCGACACAUCGAAAUUAUCUUACUACAUUGAUGCGAUUGCCCGUGGAAUGGUGUACACCAAGGAAUACUCUGAAUUUGAGAGUUUCUUCAAGAACAAGCCGGAGAUUUUCAGCAAAAUUUCACGAAAUGUGGAACAAUCGUUGGAAACUAUACGCAACAACAAUCGCUGGCAAGAGCAAAACUUUGCAAAAAUCGGCCGAUUGCUAUCCGAAUUUUAGGGCUGCGAUACAAUUCACCAAGUGAAUAAACCGUAUUGAGAUUUUAAUUUCAAGAGUUUAUAUACUCAUGUAUUUCUUUAAGAAAGAAAGAAAGAAAAAGAAGAGAACAAACAACAGAUUUCCUUUAAUUUCCUGGAGCGCAUAGUAAAGUCAUUUUUAACUAUAAGACUUUUAUUUGUUUUUUUUUGAGAUUUUUCAAUGUCAAUAAAAAUAUUAUAUGUAUUUCUUAAA